AUCCGCCGAGAACAACAAUUCGAUCAAACCCGACCCGACUGGACUCGAGCUCUUGCACUGAAAAUCUCCAGUUCCACUUCCGUCACUCUCGCCUCCGCCUCCCUCCAUCGCCGAAACCUUCUUCAACUUCAGACCAGCUGGUUCACAAUUAGAUCUUAAACCCGCCUUAAACCCUUACCGCCUCAAUCCUCGGAAAACCCAUCCAUUUCUCACUUCUUCUUCCUUGCUGCGAAACGGUAGAGCAAGAAUGGUUUUAUGCAGAAGCGCCAAGCGUCCGCUUCAGAUGAUGAUGAAGGGAAGCUGCUCUUCUGCUGUGGAGUCGAGCUUCGAAACGUUUCUCCGGCGCUUCAGCUCUCAGGGUCCAGCGUCGGGAGAGCAGAUGAGUCUUAUCAAGCAACUGAGAGAGCGGACCAGUGCUCCGAUCAAGGACGUUAAGGCCUCCCUUGUUGAGUGUAAUUGGGACAUUGAGGCGGCGCAGAAGGAUUUGAGGAAAAGAGGGAUAGUUCUGGCAUCGAAGAAGUCUGGUCGAACUGCGACUGAAGGGUUGCUCGCGUUGGCUCAGAGUGAAGGGAAGGCUGCCAUUAUCGAGCUUAAUUGCGAGACUGACUUUGUUUCCAGAAAUGAGAUAUUUCAGUACUUGGCUGUAUCUCUAGCAAAGCAAGCUCUGUUGGUGAAGAAUGGUUCUCAGCAACCUUCAGGGGUACUGUCCGUUGGUCCUGAAUCGUUGGAGGAACUGAAGUUGAAUCUUGAGCAUCCUAAGAUAAGUGGAGAAACUACAGUUCAUAACGCAAUUACUGAGGUAGCUGCAAUGAUGGGAGAGAACGUCAAACUUAGAAGAGGGUUUGUGAUGUCUAGUCCUGGUGUUCUUUCCACCUACCUCCAUACAAGUCCUCAACCAGGUUUGGGUCGUAUUGCUGGGCUUUUGUCUCUUGAACCUGAGGUUGGAAGCUCUCACUUGGAUGCUCUCCAGCGUGUUGGAUCAGAGCUGGCAAUGCAUGUAGUUGCUGCAAAGCCCCUUUUCUUAACCAAGGAGCUCGUUUCUUCCGAAGCAUUAGAGAGUGAGCGUGAGAUUCUAAAGUCUCAGGCAGAAAGUACAGGGAAAUCACAGAUGGCCAUAGAAAAAAUGGUUGAAGGGCGCUUGCGUAAAUAUUAUGAGGAAGUUGUCCUUAUGGAGCAGAAGUUUAUUGUCAAUGAUUCUCUUAACGUCAAGACACUGUUGAGCAAUUUGUCCAAGGAAGUGGGUUCACCAGUGAAGAUAGGGAACUUUUUCAGGAUGGAAGUUGGAGAAGGAAUUCAAAGGUAGCGGAUAGUUCUUGUUUCCAUAAUUCUGUUGUUGAGAAAUGUAAGGGUUCCUUAAGUUGCACCUUUGUCAUUCAACAAUGGUUGUCUUUCUCUGUACUUGUACUCAUCAUCCGAAUUUCAAUUAAUGUUGGAUCAACUUAGUAGCUCGAGACUCUAGAGAUGAUUUAGAAAGCCACUUGUUAUUACUCUCUAUGAGACUAUGCCUAGGCAGAAUGUUUUCUCUGAGAUCAUGAUGUACAUUGGUAGUUCUGCUGAAUCAUAAGUAGUCUUCAACUUUCCCUAUCUGAUGGCAACUAUGAGCUGAACUAUAAACUGUUUACGCUCCAUUUACAGGCUUGAUGCAUCUGCAGAUGAACCAGUGGCUCAAGCUGCGUGAUUAGAGUGCGCCAUCACUAUUAUUUGUGAGGAGAGGAGCUUUACAUUUGGAGACCUAUCUUCCUUUUUCAGUUAAUGAGUUACUGUCUCCUUUCCUUACAGUUAGACCAACUUGAUAGAAUGGAAGCAAAUCUGUACCAUUUCUGAUACAUUUGAUUCCCAUAGAUGAGUUUUGUUGACUCUGAGGAUCAUUCAAUAAAUAGUUUUCU
Linum tenue is the source of this 1886-nucleotide messenger RNA. NCBI's taxonomy places the organism in Eukaryota, Viridiplantae, Streptophyta, Magnoliopsida, Malpighiales, Linaceae. The record is from the annotation of a GenBank genome assembly.